AGAGUGUCAACCCGGCGCGGGAUUUGGUGCCAAGACGGCCGCGGUGAAUAAAGUGUCGUGGCAGCCCUCCGAGUCCCGGCGGAGGCGACUGGACGCAGGCGGUGGUGGUAGCGGCUCUCGGUGCCUUUGUGUAGCUCCUUUAUGGUGGACGCCUGGCCGAUCUCUCCUCUGGUGUCCCCAGCAUGCGUAGGCACCCGGAGAGCGGCUGCGGGCGCCGGGCCUAGGGAUGAUCUUCCCAGUCGCUCGCUCCGCGCUCCGGUGGCUGCAGCGGCUCGGAGAUCGAGCCUUGUCCCGCGCCGCCAUGGAGGUGGCCUUCCGAGGCGUACGGAAAAUCCUCUGUGUGGCGGAGAAAAACGACGCGGCCAAGGGGAUCGCCGACCUGCUGUCCAAUGGUCGCAUGAGGCGGAGGGAAGGACUUUCUAAAUUCAACAAAAUAUAUGAGUUUGAUUAUCAUAUGUAUGGACAGAAUGUUACCAUGGUAAUGACUUCAGUUUCCGGACAUUUGCUGGCUCAUGAUUUCCAGAUGCGGUACCGCAAAUGGCAGAGCUGCAAUCCCCUUGUCCUCUUUGAAGCAGAAAUUGAAAAGUACUGCCCAGAGAAUUUUGUAGAUAUCAAGAAAACUCUGGAACGAGAGACACGGCAGUGCCAGGCCCUGGUGAUCUGGACUGAUUGUGAUAGAGAAGGUGAAAAUAUUGGAUUUGAGAUUAUCCAUGUGUGCAAGGCUGUAAAGCCCAGUCUGCAAGUGUUGAGAGCCCGUUUCUCUGAGAUUACACCGCGAGCCGUCAGGAUAGCCUGUGAAAACCUCACUGAGCCUGAUCAGAGAGUGAGUGAUGCUGUGGACGUGAGGCAGGAGCUGGACCUGCGGAUUGGAGCUGCCUUUACUAGGUUCCAGACCCUGAGGCUUCAGAAGAUCUUUCCUGAGGUGCUGGCAGAGCAGCUCAUCAGUUAUGGAAGCUGCCAGUUUCCAACACUAGGGUUCGUGGUGGAGAGGUUCAAAGCCAUUCAGGCUUUUGUCCCCGAAAUCUUCCACAAAAUUAAAGUAAGUCAUGACCACAAAGAUGGCAUCGUAGAAUUCAACUGGAAAAGGCAUCGCCUCUUUAACCACACAGCUUGUCUUGUUCUCUAUCAGCUGUGUAUGGAGGAUCCCAUGGCAACUGUGGUGGAGGUCAAGUCUAAGCCAAAGAGCAAGUGGAGACCUCAAGCUUUGGACACUGUGGAACUUGAAAAGCUGGCCUCUCGAAAGUUGAAGAUAAAUGCUAAAGAAACCAUGAGGAUUGCUGAGAAGCUCUAUACUCAAGGGUACAUCAGCUAUCCCCGAACUGAAACAAAUAUUUUCCCCAAAGACUUAAACCUGUCAGUGCUGGUGGAGCAGCAGACGCCAGAUCCACGCUGGGGGGCAUUUGCCCAGAGCAUUCUAGAGCGGGGUGGCCCCACCCCACGCAAUGGGAACAAGUCUGACCAAGCUCACCCUCCCAUCCACCCUACUAAAUACGCCAGCAACUUGCAGGGAGAUGAGCAGCGACUCUAUGAGUUUAUUGUUCGCCAUUUCCUAGCUUGCUGCUCCCAAGAUGCCCAGGGGCAGGAGACCACUGUGGAGAUUGACAUCGCUCAGGAACGCUUUGUGGCCCAUGGCCUCAUGAUUCUGGCGCGAAACUAUUUGGAUGUGUAUCCGUAUGAUCACUGGAGCGACAAGAUUCUUCCUAUCUAUGAGAGAGGCUCCCGCUUUCAGCCCAGCACUGUGGAGAUGUUGGAUGGGGAGACCAGCCCACCCCAGCUGCUCACGGAGGCUGACCUCAUUGCCCUCAUGGAGAAGCACGGCAUUGGUACUGACGCCACUCAUGCGGAGCACAUAGAGACCAUCAAAGCUCGGAUGUACGUUGGGCUCACCCCAGACAAGCGGUUUCUUCCUGGACACCUGGGCAUGGGACUUGUGGAAGGCUACGACUCCAUGGGCUAUGAGAUGUCCAAACCUGACCUCCGCGCUGAGCUCGAGGCUGAUCUGAAGUUGAUCUGUGAGGGCAAGAAGGACAAACUUGUGGUUCUAAGGCAGCAGGUCCAGAAAUACAAGCAGGUUUUCAUCGAAGCAGUGGCUAAAGCAAAGAAAUUGGACGAGGCCUUAUCCCAGUACUUUGGGGAAGGGGCAGAGGUGGCCCAGCAAGAAGCCAUCUAUCCAGCCAUGCCAGAGCCUGUCAGAAAGUGCCCACAGUGCAACAAGGACAUGGUCCUCAAAACCAAGAAGAGUGGUGGGUUCUACCUCAGCUGCACAGGCUUCCCAGAAUGUAGAACGGCCGUGUGGUUCCCUGACUCUCUCCUGGAGGCCAGCAGGGAUGACAGUGUCUGUCCCGUGUGCCAGCCGCACCCUGUUUACAGGUUGAAGCUGAAGUUUAAACAAGGUAGCCUUCCCCCAACCAUGCCUCUGGAGUUUGUUGGCUGCAUUGGUGGAUGUGAUGAGAACUUGAGGGAGAUCUUGGACCUGAGAUUUUCACGGGGGCCCCCUAGAGCCAGCCAGCCGGCCAGCCAGCCCACUGGAUACCUGCAGGCUAGCCAGUCUCUAAACAGAAUGGACAGCAACCAGCACGGCCAACCCCAGCCUUCUGAUAACAGUCACCAUAGACCCUCAAAGGCUCUGACCCAGGCUCUACCACUGCCUGCUGCCGCUCGUGAAAACAACUCUGUGACCUGCAACUGUGGCCAGGAGGCCGUGCUGCUCACUGUCCGGAAGGAGGGGCCCAACCAGGGCCGGCAGUUCUACAAGUGCAGUGGUGGCAGCUGCGGCUUCUUCCUGUGGGCCGAUAGCCCCCAUCCGGCCGCCGGACGGCCUCCUUCCUCUGCAGCAAGGCCCACGGGUGGCUCACUGGGGCCUCCCCCAAGCUCAGGGACCCACCUGGGGGGCUUUGGCAGCCCCGGUGGUAGCGGUGGUGGCACAUCCUGCCUGUGCAGCCAGCCGGCCGUUACGCGCACUGUGCAGAAGGAUGGGCCCAACCGAGGACGCCAGUUCCACACGUGCGCCAAGCCAAGAGAGCAGCAGUGCGGCUUCUUCCAGUGGGUGGACGAGAACGUGGCCCCAGUGGAUUUUGGAGCCCUGCCCUGGCCAGGAGGCGGAGGAAGAACCAAGGGGCUAGAGGCCAGAAGCAAAAGAACCCGAGCCAACUCUUCAGACACAGGGUCCACAGUGAAGAGACCCCGGAAAUGCAGCCUGUGCCAACAGCCUGGGCACACCCGUCCCUUCUGUCCCCAGAACAGAUGAGGAAAGGGUAGGAGACUUUGCCCUUUUGUCUCAAAAAUUAGUUACUUUCACCAAGACUAGGGCACCCUUCACUGCCCCCAGGGUUUUAAAAGUGGCAGCUUUUGAAGUUUGGCCUGUGUUAGAGAGUGAAGGUCUGGCCUGCUCUCUUGACAAGUCCACCUCUGGCUGGGGUUCAGGGCCAACUUGGGCCUCCAGUGAGACGUCAUGGGAGCGUCUCUGCAGUCCCUCAGGGAGUGUCACUGUCAGCCAGCAGCUGAAGCCUAAGAAAAUGCCCUCCAGGGGCCUUCACUGGGCAGACUGGAAGCUGCUUCUUCGCACAGACAUCCCAAAAAAGGAGAAUAUAAUGCAAGGAAGUGACUUCUGAAAUUGGCUCUACUGGAGAUAACUUCUUCCUCUUUAUCUAGAAGCCACUGUGAGCAGGACAGCCUGGCUUGUGCGCCCUAAUAAAGAAUUCUACCCCUUACUCCGGUGGGCUUGGCACUGUGUCUGGUGAACACUGCCAGGAACAGCCAGUGCUUGAGGCACCUCUGGCUGACCACUGGCCCUCGGGCUCCCUUGCCAGCCCCAGCCUUGCCUCAUCCACGUGGUAGACAGCCCUCCUGUCCCUGCAGCUUGUCCCAUGGGGCAGAGCAUGUGCUGAUAGGAGUUUUAUACCACUGUUCACCUGCCCGAUCCAGAGGGGGGGACUUUCCCAUUUGCCUUCACAAAACCUUGUAAUGUUUAACCAUAUUGGCUCCAUUUGAUGCUCAGGAAAAUAAACAGAGGUAAGGUGUGGAUUGCCCCGAGUCCCAUGGCCAGUGGGGAAGAGGUGAUCUGGCCUCCUGUGUUGGGACUCCCACGCUGGACCCUUCAGUCUGAGCAGUGGCCCUGCCUGGGCUGAAGGGCAAGAUUCAGGGCCCAUGGGUGUGGCCGUGCUCUGCAUUGUGGCAACCCUACAGCUACAUUCUCUCUGUGAUUUUGCCUAUUUUAUGAGACUUAGGUUAUGUGAUCUUUUGUGCCUGGCUUCUUACACUUAGCAUGUUAUUUGCAAGGUUCAUCUGCAUUUAGCAUGUGUCAGUAUAGAAGGGUAUUCGUGGGGGUACCCCAGCUGCCCACGGGGUUCUUGAAACUGCAGAUAGGACUGACCCUGUUCAUACUGUGACUCUAUACAUGCUUACAUGCCUAUGAUGGUUUAAUUUUAAAAUUGGGCACAGUAGGAGGUCAAUAAUAGCUACUAAUAAAGCAGAAACAUUAUAGCUGUAUACUGUAA
Messenger RNA from Condylura cristata (star-nosed mole), 4496 nucleotides. RefSeq names its product topoisomerase (DNA) III alpha (gene TOP3A). The record is from RefSeq and is a predicted model, not a curated record. Gene Ontology annotation, molecular function: DNA topoisomerase type I (single strand cut, ATP-independent) activity; zinc ion binding; DNA binding. The coding region runs from base 227 to 3247 and encodes 1006 amino acids. The transcript has 19 exons. Gene Ontology annotation, cellular component: nucleus; chromosome. Gene Ontology annotation, biological process: DNA topological change. Lineage: Eukaryota; Metazoa; Chordata; Mammalia; Eulipotyphla; Talpidae.